Molecule: messenger RNA, 1942 nt
Organism: Ostrea edulis (European flat oyster)
Lineage: Eukaryota; Metazoa; Mollusca; Bivalvia; Ostreida; Ostreidae
Product: GTP-binding protein GEM-like
Exons: 4
Coding region: 509-1546 (345 amino acids)
Cellular component (GO): plasma membrane
Molecular function (GO): calcium channel regulator activity; GTP binding; GTPase activity
Source: RefSeq, a predicted model, not a curated record
AGGGGGAAUGCUACUGUACAUCAUCGUUUGUCUAAUUUACCAUCUGAAGUGUUAUUUUGAUCUGGUGUAAUUCUAUUAGAUUUGUAGUGGUACCGUGCGCUAAGUAAAUCGAUGUAGAGUGAAUCAAGAACGGCUUUUAGUUCUCUGCUAAUAUUAUUUUUCAGGGAGAUUGACAUACUGGUAAAUCACAUCUCCAGAAACAAGAUUCCAGUUUUUUGUUUUUUGCUUCGUCUGUAUGCCGUAUGACUGCCGUUGUUAUUUCGGCGCGAAUUCUCAGUCACGUGGAAAACCAUAUAUCUACAGCAAUAAUAGCAAAGAGCGUUUAUCCUUGUAUUCGCCUUCAUGACACGGAUCAAUAGCUGAAGAUACACGUAUAUAAAAAGAAAAUGAUGUUGUAGAUAAGGCUACGAAGAUUUCGGAUCUAUGAAACGCUGUAGACAUUUUUAUGUGAAAAAUGCACUUUAACGUGAUUGCGGUGAGUGCCUUUUAACCCUGUGGUGUACUUGCAAUGGAAUCCCCGAAUUCAAGCCCACUCAUAUUUAAUAAUUGUGGAUCCGCGCCUCCAUCUAGGACAAAUUCUUUCAAAAAUAAGCCCCGCGCUCGUGGGGUACAAAAACUCAUAGAUGCACCCAGACGAAACAGCAUGCCCGACACUGGAGGCAAGGAGCUUCUGGCCGUGAAAGAGGGCACUACUGCCGAACCUCUCCGUCGCGUACGGUCCUUUAAAAUGACGUCUAAAGGAAUCGUCAAUCGCGGCGACACUUUUCGUCAUAGCAACUCCAGUUUGGCCUCCGAAGGAAGUUAUUCGGAAUUUAUUUCUCAUAAAGAUAAACAUCCACAAAAAAUUUCAAGUGAACCGGAGAAUGUAGACCUGGAGAUUACGAACGAACCUGCCACCUCUACCACUAUUCCGAAUGUAUUCCGGGUGGCGCUUUGUGGCUCUGUUGGUGUUGGCAAAACUGCUCUUGUAAACCAAUUCAAAACGUCGGAAUACAUGGGCGGAUUUGAAAUUUCAAUUGGUGAUGUAGAAGAUGAAAUGACCGUGUCGGUACUUCUAGAUGGAGAGGAGUCCACGUUAGAAUUCCAUGACGUCACCGACAAUCAGGAGUUACUUAGGACGCUGACGGUGGACGCCUACGUGGUAGUGUUCUCAGUUAACAGUCCGCCCACCUUCCAGAUCGCCAAAGACAACCUCAACAAAAUCCGAAACGAUCUGAAAAUCAACAAAACCAUCAUCAUUGUUGCCAAUAAGAUCGACCUGGUGCGAAAAAGGGGCGUUCCGGCGUCUGAUGCAAGAAAAUUGGCAGAUUCCUAUAACUGUAAAUACAUAGAGACGUCUGUGGCGUUGAACCAUCAAGUUGAUGAAUUAUUGGUGGGAAUUUUACGACAAAUCAGACUCCAACAAAAUAUGAAAUCUGCUGAAAUCAUAUCCGAGUCCAACUCCAAUCCGAAGGUCAAGAGGUCGGGUGCUCUGGGGCUGCUCGAUAGGCUAUUUGGUCGAAAACCCAAAUCGGGGAGCACCUGCGACAACUUGUAUGAUGUGUGAAUUUUCAUAAAUCAUGAACUGCGUAAGGCACUUAAUGUACCAUACAUGCAUGUUGUAAUGAAGUAAUCUCGACACUUAUUGAAAACGCCAUUUCCCCCAUUUUGUCCUUUAAAACGAGAUGAAAGCAAAAGCUUUUACAGCAAUUAGAUAUGGACAGAUAACUGAUAAAAAUUAUCAUGGACAAUUGAUUUAUGGCUUUUUCACCAAUAUGUUCGUAAUCGACGAAUGGAAAUCCCGGGUAAUGCUCUUAUAUCGAUCACAACCGCAAUAUCCUACCAAGUCAAACCCAAAGAGAAAAUGGAAAUGAUACAUAAGCAUGUUAAUAUUGUUCAUAAAGACAUUAAUGGACUCUGUAUAGGUUUGUGUGAUUAUAUAGCGAUAAAACGUUUCAUUGAC